Molecule: messenger RNA, 2410 nt
Organism: Amborella trichopoda
Lineage: Eukaryota; Viridiplantae; Streptophyta; Magnoliopsida; Amborellales; Amborellaceae
Gene: WTF1
Product: Ubiquitin carboxyl-terminal hydrolase family protein
Molecular function (GO): RNA binding
Source: RefSeq, a predicted model, not a curated record
CUCUUCGACGAGCCGGUCGGGUAUCUUUCCUCCACUGGAAAGCCCUAGUCUCGGUUCUGAAAUUCUUUUGCAGUUGUUCAAAUCCUCUCUCUCUCUCUCUCUUUCUCUGCGCGUGUAUAAGUGUGAUUUUCAAGCUCUUCUCUUGAAACCCAAAUUCAAAUAUGGUUCUGGUUUGAAGGAUAAAGAGUAGAAGAUCUCUCUCACUGUAAAUGGAGAUUUUCAUUCCUUCUGCUUCAAAACCAAUUCAAAUACUUAGCUCUGCAAUGAAAGGAUAGGGCUAUACGAGUUUGAAAGAGUAGAGCUCUCUCUCUCUCUCCUUUGUAUUUUCUUUAGGGAUUGUUCGUUUUAGUGAGCAUGGACAUUAGACUAAGCUUUUCUGCAACAAAACCCUUAUCUUCCACCCAUUAUUCGAUGCUUCUUCCAUCCUCUUCUCUCUCUACAUUCAAAACCCACCCUUUUCCUCCCCUUAAAACCCAACUUCCCAUCCAUUUUAGACUUACCCAAAAUCUCUUUCUAGGCCAGGAGCUUGUUCUCCAUGCAACCCAAUUGGAAUGGAUUCAUAGGAAGAAAACACAAUCAGUCAUUUCUCCUAUUCAAGCUGUGGUUAAGAGGCGAAAGGAACUCCCUUUUGAUAACAUGAUUCAGAGAGACAAGAAACUCAAACUGGUCUUAAAAAUCAGAAGCAUUCUUGUUAGCCAACCUGAUAGAACUAUGUCUCUUAAAGCCCUAGGAAGGUAUAGAAGGGACUUGGGUCUCACCAAAAAGCGUCGUUUUAUCGCGUUACUUAGACGAUUUCCUGCUGUUUUCGAGAUUGUUGAAGAAGGGGUUUAUUCCUUGAAAUUUAGAUUGACCGCAGAAGCUGAAAAAGUUUAUUUGGAGGAACUAAAGAUUAGAAAUGAGAUGGAAGGAACGUUAGUGACUAAAUUGAGGAAAUUAUUGAUGAUGUCUUUGGAAAAGAGGAUUCUUUUGGAGAAACUUGCACAUUUAAGGACUGAUCUUGGGCUUCCUUUGGAUUUUAGAAACACUAUUUGUCAUCGGUAUCCUCAAUAUUUUAGAGUUGUUCCAACUGAGCGAGGACCCGCACUUGAAUUGACACACUGGGACCCUGAACUUGCAGUUUCUGCAGCUGAACUUAGUUUCGAAGAAAAUCAGGCUAGAGAGAGGGAGGAAGCAAAUCUCAUAAUUGAUAGGCCUUUGAAAUUCAACAGAGUGAAUCUGCCAAAGGGUCUCAAUCUUUCAAGGAGUGAGAUGAGAAAGAUUUCCAAAUUCAGGGACCUUCCUUAUAUCUCUCCUUACUCGGAUUUCACGAAUUUGAGGGCAGGUACACCUGAGAAAGAGAAACAUGCUUCUGGGGUUGUUCAUGAAAUUCUCAGUUUAACAGUUGAGAAGAGGACUUUGGUUGAUCAUGUCACUCAUUUUAGGGAAGAAUUCAGGUUCUCUCAACAACUUAGGGGCAUGCUUAUAAGGCAUCCUGAUAUGUUUUAUGUGUCUUUGAAGGGGGAUAGAGAUUCGGUUUUCCUUAGAGAAGCCUAUAGGAAUUCUCAGUUGUUGGAUAAGGAUAGGCUUUUGAUUGUAAAGGAGAAGUUCAGGUCUCUUGUUGCAGUGCCUCGUUUCCCGAGAAGGCCUAUGCCUGAGUCUGGCAUGGAUGAUGGGGAUGAUGGUCAUGGAGAUGGGUUAAGAGAAGAGACAAAUAGAGCCGAAGAUGGAAGUGAGUGGUCGGAUAUUGAUGAUUUCCUAACUGAUGGAUUUGAUGAUGAUGGUGAUGGUGAUGGUGAUGGUGAUGGUGAUGGUGAUGAUGAUGAUGAUGAGGAUGAAUGGGAUGAUGAUGAUGAUGAUGAAGGUGACGAGAUGCCUCCUGACUUUGAAGACAGUGAAAGUAUUAGUCUUGGAGAGAGAAAUAAACUUAAAGAUGUUGAGGUAUCAAGAAAGAAUGAAGAGAAAGUGCUUGUUCCUGUGUUCCCUGAUGGUAGACCAAGGGAACGCUGGUGAGAACAAUUUUCAAGCAUCCUUAAUUUUGGCACUGAGGUUUAUCAUGAAGAGAGAGCGAUAGUUCCCUGAAGAGGCAUAUGAAUACUUUUGAAAGGGAAGAAACUCUGGUGCUUUGAUAAAUUUUCUUGAGUUUGAAGCCCUAUGCUUCCUUUGAAAGAAGGCAUAUCACUUCUAGAAGCAAUUUUCAGUUGGGACUGAUAUGGAGUUGUUGGAUAUAACCUUAAUGUAUCAUAUGCUAUUCUUCCUAUGAGGCUAUAAUUAUGCUCAAUCUAUUAUGAAAAUCUGCUCUUAAUCCAGUAAGUUUAAUUUUAUGUUCUCUUGGUGUUUGUUUUCUUUCCUGCUCUUUCUUCUGUUGCAUAAGCAAAUUGACUGCUGUAGAUUAUGUCUGAUGGUGACCAUCCAAUAUCAGUUCUUUCUGCCA